GACUCGAGAUGAUCAUACGCAUUUACCUGGUGCUCCUGUGCUCGUGUAUGGCUAGAGGAAAAAUUGGUUAUUUCUGGCACAUUACGGACAUUCAUUACGACCCGAAAUAUUCGUCCCCGGGUAACACAGACAGCAUGUGUUGGAAUAUCAGGACGGAUAUUGACAGCGGUGGGAUAAGACCGGCGAGAAGAGUUGCUGGUAUUUUUGGCAACUACACCUGCGACUCACCCUGGGCACUGAUAGAAUCAGCAGUACUCGCCAUGAAAUCGAAUCAACCCGAAGAGGGAGCGGAAUUUGUCCUCUGGACAGGAGACGCUGUGAGUCACAACAGCGAAAUGAGCGAGGAAUUGCGUCUGCAGUCUAUGAAGAAUCUUACAGACCUAUUGUCCCACACAUUCUCGAGCCAAUUUGUGUUUCCGGCUUUGGGACAUGAGGACCUCGGUUUGAACUACAGCCAGCAGGCGAUUUUCUGGAAGCACUGGCUCCCCAGCGAGGCUCUUCAAACCUUUGAAAAAUCUGGAUACUACACAAUUGAACAGAAAUCUCAAAAAUACCGAAUAAUAUCCCUGAACACAAAUCUGUGGUUGAACACAGCCCCAGGUGUUGACAAUCGUGUCUCUCACCAUCACCAGAACCAGCGCACAGGUGCAGCAACAGGGAAUGACAACAUGGAUGACCCGCACAAUCAGUGGAGCUGGUUUGAAAAAAUUCUACGUGCGGCAAAGGAUAAAAAGGAAAAAGUGUACAUUGUUGGUCAUACACCGCCGGGUGUUGACGAAAGGGCGAGCGGUGCUAGUCUCCUUCAGGAUUCUCACAACAAGCGUUACAUACAGCUUGUACGACGUUAUGCUAGCAUUAUUGGUGGACAAUUCUACGGGCACUGGCAUUCCGACACCUUUCGGACUAUUUAUGAUGAAGGAGUGCCCGUUUCGUGGAUCAUGAUGGCGCCGAGUAUCACACCGGGCAGGCCCAACUUCCCCAAUAAUCCAGGACUGAGAUUAUACAAGUUUGAAACUAGCUCGGGAAAGAUAUUAGAUUAUACCCAGUGGUAUUUGGACCUGCAGGAGGCCAACGCAAAGGGUCGAGCGAACUGGCAGGAGCAGUAUUCUCUGCUGUCCUAUUACGAGCUUAAAGAGGUUAGCCCAAAAAAUCUUCACGAUCUCGCUCGGAGAUUCGUAAAGACCAACGACAACGCUUUCACCAGGUACUACGCAGCAAAUACAGUAUUUCUACCCCGUGAAGUUGCUCAUCGCACUGGAUGCGGUGGUGCACUGAGUGGUACUUGUGCACACCAGCACUGGUGCUCAGUGACGUGUGUCAACCCAGGCUCAUACAGCGAUUGUAUAUCGUUGAAUGCAUACGCCCUUGCUAAGGGAUGCUCACCAACGUCACGUAUCUACAUUGCCCUACAUGUAGUUGCUGCACUCGGUUGUCUACUUCUCAGCCGGUAGACUAUGGAGGGAUCAUUUCCACGUGUAAUCAUCAUACAAAACCCGCCUCUAUCAUCACCAUUCUUCCUGCCCAUCCUCACUAUACCGUUAACAAAGCCCCUUAUCUAUCCUCGUUUUGGCUUUGAUGAAAGACAUAAAGCUAUGGAUGUGACGAGAUCGAUAGGUGGCAACACAGACCCACAGUUAUCUUUUCGUUGGUAUAAAAUAAAUGUUGGUGCUUGUUACAUUAAAUUGGUCAAAUGAUUUUUUGCUUUAUCAGUUUUAUACUUUCUAGGUAACGAUGGAAAAUCUUUUGAUUGACUUUAUUCAGUGUUAAUGAGGUAGAGGAGGAUAACAGUUUAACGAAAAUUCUAAAUAUAUAUAUAUAUCUUCAGCUGUGUGAUACGCUCUUCGAAUUAUUGAUCAAAACUUCAUUAAUGGGGCUAGUUUUUAUCCUCGGGAGAUCAACUUUUUUACUUUAAUCUUCGAGGUGUUGGCCAGUCAAAGGAGGUGAGAGGGUGAGAUUAAAGUGGUGGUAUUUAUAAUUAAAUCAUUCAACUUUAAUGACCAUGGGGAAUUGGCCGAGUUCGGUGAGCAUUGAUUUUAAUCGUCGAUAUAUAAUGUGUACAUUUUUUAACACCAAUCUGAGUGGGAAAUUGAUUAUGAGGGAAUGCGAGAGAAAGAGAGAGUGAGAGAAAUUUGAAAAAUUUGAAUGAGGUGAAAUUCGUCGCCAUUGCUGUUGUUGUGUCAGUGUUUUUCCCGCUCACGGUAUCCCUGCUGAUUACUCGGGUUGUGUCAAAAAUGGAGGUAAUUAAAUUGUAAUGGUGAUUAUGAAAUUGAUUGGUGUGCAGCGGGUGAGAUUCGAUUAGUUUAGCUGAUAAAUAAAUUGAUAAAGAAUUAUCAUUGUUUCGGUUCUUGUGAUAUCCAUUGGGUUUAGAUGCAUGACCCUCAGUUUGACCCGAUAAUAAUAAUAAUUUAACAAGAUCAAUCAAAUGGAAGGGGUGAGAGGAAAAUGGAAGGGUUUGUGUGGGAGAAAUGUCGAUGGAUUGAUGGCUUGUUGAUCCUUUUCAAGAUAUUUCAAUGCAUAUUUUUUUGUCUGGAUGAUAAUGAUGACAAUGUCAUUGAGCUAUCUCGUUACAAGCGACAAUUGCAGCAUCAAAGCCAUGUAAAUCCCACGUGAAGCCAGCAAAAGGGCUUUUGGGUGAUUAUGAUAGCGUAAUGAAGCGCACGUUUCAAUGGCGAUCUGCUAUCCAGAAAGUAUCAAAUGCAAUGAACACACCCAGAAGAACUAUUUAUUCCAAUCAAAUAAAUAAAUUAUCUCUAAUUGUUCUGCAUAAAUUUAUCUGUUCUAUUAACCUUUUCUGUUUGAGGCACGAAAAUUAAGAUGAAUCGAACGAUUCAGUGAGUGAUUUGAUUAGACUGAUUGAGUUAUUUUUCUUGGAAAAUGAAAGUGAAAAUUUUGGAUUAUUGGAUUUGAAUGAGUGGUCUUUUUUUUGGGUGCAGUAAUCGUAUGUGUAAAUUCAAUCCUUUGGAGUACUUUAAUACAUUUGUAAUAUCUGUUACUAUUGUGUUUGAUAUUUAGAUGAAGUUAGAGAGAAUGUAAACGAUUAUGUUGAAUUUUUCUAUGAAAAAACGUAAGAAGUAAAUGGCCAUUUUGAAUGCAGCUUGCGACGCAGAAUUCUGUCGCUCUCAGUGUCAUCCAAUUACUAUGAACCAUGCGUAAUUUCUUGAUAAAU
Molecule: messenger RNA, 3166 nt
Organism: Fopius arisanus
Lineage: Eukaryota; Metazoa; Arthropoda; Insecta; Hymenoptera; Braconidae
Product: acid sphingomyelinase-like phosphodiesterase 3b
Molecular function (GO): phosphoric diester hydrolase activity
Source: RefSeq, a predicted model, not a curated record